Messenger RNA from Drosophila takahashii, 1556 nucleotides. The record is from RefSeq and is a predicted model, not a curated record. NCBI's taxonomy places the organism in Eukaryota, Metazoa, Arthropoda, Insecta, Diptera, Drosophilidae.
AAAACAAGUGGUCAGCAAAAAAAGGAUUCGACUUGAAGAUACCUAAUAUUUAAUUGGAUAAAUUAAAACCUUCAGUAAUAUAGGUACAUAGGAUCUGCUAUCAAAAUAAAACAAUUGAACAUAACUGGCAUGCUAUGUUUUUUAUAUAUGCCAAUCGUCAAUAUACCCCUUACUUGAGUAAGAAUAGCGAACCAGUGUUAUGUAGAACGAUGUUAACAGAGUCAGGUAACAACGGAGUAAAAUUAAAUAUGUACAUUGUACAUAUGUAUUUAUGUAUAGUAGCCACAGCAUGUCUGGAUGUCUGCGCUCUAGUAGUCCCAGGUACUUCUGGCAGCUGUUGCGCAACUACACAUCUUAUAAGAAUGCGGUGGUGAUAGCGGCUGCCGUUAGGACACCGAGCUCUCCCUUCCGGGCGGAGGAGCAGCGACUGGCGGGCUUGGUGGUGGACGAACUGGUGAAGCGCACCAACGUGCCACGUGAGGAGGUCAACAAACUGAUAGUCUGCUCCUCCCUCAAGACUCAGGCUCCAGAUUGCAGGGCGCUGCUGUCCAACGUGGCCAAGGAGUUAGGCCUCAAGUGCGAGACCCUCACUCUGCAGGACGAUGUCUGCUCCAUAGGCGGCCUGCAGAUGACUCUGGACUGCCUGCAGCGCGGGGAAGACCAGUGCAUCAUUACGGGCGACACUCGUUGUCAGGUCAUUCAGCCAGAGCAUGGGGUACUGGCCAAUGAGAUGAUGCCCGUGCAGCAGCCCCGUUCUCGCAUACGGUCUGGAGCGGAACUGAUCACUGUGCCGGUGCCAGCACCCACGCUUAGCGCCGCUGCUCUCGCCUGGACCACUCUGCAAAUGGCCCAGCGUCUCAACCUCCAACCACUAGCCCUGCUGCGCGAGUUUGCAAUAAAACAGGACGACGAGCAGGCAAUGUACCGCCUGGCCAGGCGAGAGCCGAUCACGCCCAGCGAGAUCUUCUCCUGGACCAUGGUAACCGGCACGGAGAAAGCUAGACCAGAAAACAUUCUUGGUGACCUGAAUACCAACCGCCUGUGCAUGCAUGACUUUAGGCAGGUCACAGCUAGCCACCUGCUUACCCACCUGGUACACUCUCUUCCCUCAGGCAGUCUUGGAUGCGCCUACAUGGGCACGCCGGAUGGCCGCUCUAUGAUCAUGGUUCUCGAAAAGCUAGCGACCACAAUCGAUCAGUUGGAGGGCCUGCCGCUGCUCACUUUGUACACUAGAGAUCCGUGUUCAUUGUGCGAUGAAAUGGUGCAACAGCUGGAGCGGGGUUUUGCAGGCAGAUUUCGUCUGGAGAAGGUAUACAUCGACCGGAAGGAAAACGUUCGGUUCCUGCGCCUCUUCAGGCAUGACAUUCCUGUUUUGUUCUUCAACGGACAGUUUCUAUGCAUGCACCGAUUGAAUGAAAAUGCACUAGUAGAGCGAUUGGAUGGUCUGAAUCGAUCGUACUAAAGGUCGCCGUGUAAAAUCUGAAGAAAAUCCUUGAUUUUUAUAUAUACAGAAGUUUAAAGAAAAAGGAAGACUUAAUAAAAAAUUUGACUUUAAA